Molecule: messenger RNA, 2534 nt
Organism: Polyodon spathula (Mississippi paddlefish)
Lineage: Eukaryota; Metazoa; Chordata; Actinopteri; Acipenseriformes; Polyodontidae
Product: exocyst complex component 3-like
Exons: 13
Coding region: 168-2390 (740 amino acids)
Biological process (GO): exocytosis; exocyst localization
Cellular component (GO): exocyst
Molecular function (GO): SNARE binding
Source: RefSeq, a predicted model, not a curated record
AAUUUUAAAUACACAGGAAGUUAUUCUUGUCAACAGUUGGGCGGUGUACAAGCCUUACAGACAAGGAAGAUUGUAGUUUAAUUAACAGAAUGGGAUUAAUACCUAGAUGUAAACUAUUCUUAGUCGUGUAAAAACCCACCGGGAAUACUACAGGGUCAGCAAUUGAAAUGGAGGAGACGGACAGGGAGGCUGUUGCAACAGCUGUACAGAGAGUUGCUGGGAUGCUGCAAAGACCAGACCAGUUAGACAAAGUGGAACAGUAUCGCAGGAGGGAGGCUCGCAAAAAGGCCUCAGUAGAGGCUAGACUCAAGGCAGCUAUUCAAUCUCAGCUUGACGGGGUACGAACUGGUCUAAGUCAACUCCAUAAUGCAUUGGGGGAUGUGAAGGACAUCCAACGGUCCCUGGGAGACGUUAGCAAGGACUGGAGACAGAGCAUCAACACCAUAGAGAACUUAAAGGAUGUGAAGGAUGCCGUCGUGCAGCACAGUCAACUGGCUGCAGCUGUGGAGAACCUCAAAAACAUUUUCUCAGUGCCAGAGAUAGUCCAGGAGGCUCAUAACCUGAUUGAACAAGCGGAGCUCCUACAAGCCCAUCGGAAGCUGAUGGACCUGGAGUGCUCACGGGACGACCUCAUGUACGAGCAGUACCGCAUGGAUGUAAAGAACACGCACGACAUGAAUCUCAUCCGCAAUUACUUUGGGGAGGUGCAGAAUCUCUCUGAGGAGCUGGCCAAACAGCUGUGGAUGGUGCUCCAGAGGUCUUUGCUUACCGUCCGCCGGGACCCUACAAUGGUUGUCUCUGUGGUGCGUAUCAUUGAACGCGAGGAGAAGAUUGACAGACGAAUGCUCGACCGUAAGAGGCAGACGGCCUUCAUCCCGCCCGGUAGACCAAAGAAGUGGAAGGAGAAGAUGUUUGAGGUCCUGGAAGGGACAGUGAGCACCAGGAUUGAGGGUAGCCAGUCAGACACCCGCGAAUCGGAUAAAAUGUGGCUUGUGCGCCUCCUGGAGAUCACUCGCAAAUACGUGCAGAACGAUCUUAUUGUGGUUAAGAACCUGAUGAUCCAGUGUUUCCCGCCUAACUACGACAUUUUAAACAAAUUCUUCACACUGUAUCACAAGGCACUGUCGGUGCGUAUCGAGGAACUUGCUUCAGAAGACCUUGAGGCUAACGAAAUUGUUUCCCUUCUCACAUGGGUUCUAAACACAUACAAAAGUGCAGAGAUGAUGGGACACCCAGAACUAACCACAGAAAUGGAUGUGAACAACAUGGGCCCUUUGCUUCCAAAGGAGGUGGUAAAUCAGCUACUCAGCAAGUACAUACAGAUUUUUACGUCAAAUAUCACUGGCUGGUUGCGGAAAGCUCUAGAAACUGACAAGAAGGACUGGAAGAAAGAUACAGAACCAGAAGCUGACCAAGAUGGUUACUAUCAGACCACACUGCCUGCCAUUGUCUUCCAGAUGUUUGAGCAAAAUCUCCAAGUGGCUGCUCAGAUUGAUGAAAUAUUUAAGCAGGAGGUGCUGCGUCUGUGUUUGAAACAGAUGACCUCCUUUUUAAUUAGGUACAGGGAAGAAGCAAUUGCUUACAAAGAAGAUCAUAUGAGAGAUAGACAACAUCCUCAGUGCUAUGUUCAGUAUAUGAUUGCCAUUAUCAACAACUGCCAAACCUUUAAAGAGUCCAUAAAAAGCUUAAAGAAGAAGUAUUCCAAAACAGAGUUUGAUGAACAUGACGCUGCCAUCAACUCAACAUUAGACAGUGUGGCAAAAGAUGGAUGUGUGUAUCUGUUGGAUGAAGUCUUUAUGGAUCUGGAGCAACAUCUCAACGAACUCAUGACUAGAAAAUGGCUGACAGGAUCCAACGCUGUGGAUACCAUUUGUGUCACAAUAGAGGAUUAUUUUAACGACUUUGCCAAAAUUAAAAAGCCAUACAACAAGGAGAUGACAUUUGAGGCCCAUCGCAGGGUGGUCAUUGAGUACGUCAAGGCAGUCAUGCAAAAAAGAAUAUCUUUCAAAAAUCCAGAUGAGCGAAAAGAGGGAGCAGAAAGAAUGAUCAAGGAAGCUGAACAGUUUAAAUUUCUUUUUAGGAAACUUUCAGCAGGUUUAGGUGAGGAUACCGAUAGGUUGUGUGAUGCCAUUGUUGCAUUGGCAGAAGUUUUUAAACUCACUGAUCCUACCUUGCUGUAUCUUGAAGUAUCUACACUUGUCUCUAAAUACCCGGAUAUAAGGGAAGACCACGUUUUAGCUUUGUUGGCGGUGCGUGGAGAUGCCAGUCGGGAGAUGCGGCAGAUGAUUAUCGAAACUCUGAAUCAAAACAAACCCUUGUCGACCGUAAACAUACAGCCAGUUUUCAGAGAUAUUGUUGUCCCUACUACCGUGAAUAAAUUACUUAAAUAAAUUUAAAGCAAGAAGAACCGAUGUAAGAACAAGAGAACACAUUAUUCUAAAUUACAAUAUAGAUUUAAUUUGAGGGACAAGAAUGAACACAUUUCAAUUAAUUGUAUUUGUGUGUGCACUUUGAAAAUUAAAUGUGGGUAAGGG